This is a messenger RNA of Tarenaya hassleriana, 1048 nucleotides long. RefSeq names its product NAC domain-containing protein 40-like. The transcript is spliced from 4 exons. Lineage: Eukaryota; Viridiplantae; Streptophyta; Magnoliopsida; Brassicales; Cleomaceae. Gene Ontology annotation, biological process: regulation of DNA-templated transcription. The record is from RefSeq and is a predicted model, not a curated record. The coding region runs from base 177 to 803 and encodes 208 amino acids. Gene Ontology annotation, molecular function: DNA binding.
CGCGCUAGCGCGUGAAACACUUAUGCACUCCCAUGUAUACACAUCACGUGUAUAUAUAUAGAGACUUGAUUCGCAUGUACGACGAGUGUACUUAAGAGUCAGACAAUCAAAAUUCUCAAAGGAAAGGGGUUGUCGGGUAGGAAGAAGAAGGAAGACAGAGAAAAUUGAAGGGUGAGAUGCCUACUAGGGAGGCGUUGAUCGCUGCGUCGGAGGUAUUCCCUGGUUUCAGAUUCUCCCCGACGGAUGUGGAGCUGAUCUGCCACUACCUUCGCCGGAAAAUCGCCGGAGACGAGAGCUCCGUCGCCGUCAUCCCCGAAGUCGAGAUUUACAAGUUCGAGCCUUGGGAUUUGCCAGAUCAGUUAAUCUUGAAGUCGGAGAGCGAGUGGUUCUUCUUCGGGACGAGGGGAAGGAGGUAUCCGCACGGGUCGCAGAGGAAGAGAGCCACGGAGCUCGGAUAUUGGAAAACCACUGGAAAGGAACGUAACGUGAAAUCAGGAUCCCAAGUCGUCGGAACGAAGAGAACGCUCGUCUUCCACCUCGGUCGCGCCCCGUGGGGACAGAGAACCGGAUGGAUCAUGCACGAGUACUGCAUGAUCGGAGCUCCACGUGACGAGUUGGUUGUGUGUCGGCUAAGGAAAAACAGUGAUUUCCAGGCAGGUUCAAGCCAAGGACAGAUGCAUGACGGCAAGUGUGGAGACACGGAAUCGUACUCUUGGUCUGAAUCAGAACAGAAACCAUCGAAUCAUGCUGCUGACACUAACGCAGAACCGUCAGACUAUGUAGAGACGGAGCUUGCUCUUUGAAGUUUAACGCCAUGGGAGAAGAGUGAGUGAGCUCUUGCUUCUGUUCGAUGAUGACGGUGAAAGAAGGCGAUGAUGAAGAAAAAACGCGUUGUGGCUUCUCCAAAGGGCUCGAUGAAGAGGGGAGGCAUCAGUCGAUAAUCUUGUUAAGAGCGUAUAAUAGUGUGAUGAUAACAUAAGCAGCUUGCUCGUGCUUCUGCUCAAUUUUGGCUUUGCUUGAUGACCGAAACAAAGUUUUUUUUUUUUUU